AUGCCCAACUUGAUGAAUUCCAACUAUGGCUUGACCAAAGCUGCUCUCAAAGAGAAAAUCAGCCAAGCCUCACCUACCGUUGGCUUGUUUUCCCCUUCAGGAAAUCAAAACUCAUACAAGGCUGAAUUUGAGGAGAAAUUGAUGACCUUGAUCACUACGGCAUCUACCAUUCAACCCAAUCCCUCUGAUGCUGAGCUUCAGCCCAUCUUCAUCCAACUAGACUUGUUGAUGACCAAACUGGUAUCCUUCCCCAUCUCAUUGAGGAAAGACUCACGUGUUUAA
Molecule: messenger RNA, 282 nt
Organism: Puccinia triticina
Lineage: Eukaryota; Fungi; Basidiomycota; Pucciniomycetes; Pucciniales; Pucciniaceae
Exons: 3
Coding region: 1-282 (93 amino acids)
Source: RefSeq, a predicted model, not a curated record